Messenger RNA from Anguilla anguilla (European eel), 4255 nucleotides. Its product is annotated as aggrecan core protein-like. Bases 290 to 4015 code for a protein of 1241 amino acids. NCBI's taxonomy places the organism in Eukaryota, Metazoa, Chordata, Actinopteri, Anguilliformes, Anguillidae. The record is from RefSeq and is a predicted model, not a curated record. The transcript has 17 exons. Gene Ontology annotation, molecular function: hyaluronic acid binding. Gene Ontology annotation, biological process: cell adhesion.
CUGCAUGUGCUUUACUUGGAUCCGGCAUUCUGCAUUUUACAGUGAAACUUAAUAAAGUAACCAGACUUUUUUUAAAAGUGACCUGAACUCAUGCAGUCGAGAGACAUUAACGUCAUUGCAAUGCGAAUGUGAGUGCAGCAAGAGCACGAAUAAUAUAACGGUUAAUGAAGACAGUGAAUUUGAAAGGAAACUUGAUGCGUUUUUAUCCUUCAACGAGUGUGACUCUUAUUCCCACGGGAUAUGUAACUUGGAACAUUGCGACAGUUCACUGCAUCUCUUAAGGUAAAUUAUGUCCACUUUGCUGUUGCUGUGUGUGCUAUUGCACCUCAUCAGUGGUGGGCUUGCAACAGUACAGGUGUCCAGAACAGAGCCAGAAGACACCCUGAGCGUCAGCGUCCCUGUGUCGCCCCCACUGCGGUCUCAGCUGGGAGGGGCGAUGGUGGUGCCCUGCUACUUCCUGGACAGCUCUGUCCCAGCCCCCCUCGCCCCCCUCUCCUACUGCAUCAAGUGGACUCAUGUGACCAAGGACAGGGUGUCGGUGGUGCUGGUGGCCACUGGAGGCUCUGUGCGGGUGGAGCCCCAGUACGUAGGCCGGGUUUCCAUGGUGAGUUACCCACUGGUGCCCACAGACGGCAGUAUGGAGAUCUCUGGGCUGCGCUCCAGUGAUUCUGGGACUUACCGCUGCCAAGUGACGCAUGGCUUCAGGAAGGCCCAGGACUCAGUGGAUACUGAGGUUCCAGGUAUUGUGUUCCACUACCGCACCAUCUCCUCACGCUACAGCCUGAGCUUUGAGCAGGCCCAGGCAGCAUGUUCCCACAUCGACGCUGUGAUCGCCACUCCAGCACAGCUGCAGGCUGCCUAUGAGGACGGGAUGCAUCAGUGUGAUGCUGGCUGGCUGGCCGACCGCACCGUUAGGUAUCCCAUUCAGCAUCCCAGGGAGGGUUGCUAUGGUGAUAAGAACACGCUCCCUGGACUGCGGACGUAUGGAGAGCAAGACCUCAGUGAGAUGUACGAUGUGUACUGUUUCGCACAAGAGCUGACAGGCAAGGUGUUCUACUCCAUGUCUCCCCACAAGUUCACCUUUGCGGAGGCCGAAGAACAGUGCAUGAAGCUGGGUGCCCGUCUGGCCUCCACUGGGCAGCUGUACCUGGCAUGGCAGGCAGGCAUGGACAUGUGCAGUGCUGGCUGGCUAGCUGACCAAAGCGUCCGAUACCCCAUCAACAUUGCCCGGAAGCAGUGUGGGGGUGGCCUCCUGGGGGUCCGCACAGUGUAUCUCUUCCCCAAUCAGACAGGGUACCCCCCCUCAAACGCUCGCUACGAUGCCAUCUGCUUCCAAGAUGAGGGGAGGACAGUGCUAUUGAGCAGGGAGGGCAGCCCAGUGAAUGUGCCCACUUUCACUGGGGGUACCGAGGUCUUCCUCAGAAGGCUCACCAUGGAGACAGAGGCACGGGGGGAAGUGGUGAAACAGGAGCUGGUCCCUGACAUCUAUGCUGAGCUGCCACUGGCCCCACCCAACAGUAUCCCAUACAGCUCUGCCAGCACAAAGGGUGUGGUUCAGCAGCACAUCACCACGGUGACCGCCCGGCCCAACGUGGGCUCAGAGUUUCCCCGUCAUAUUGAUGCUGAGCCUACACUGCCCCCUACAGGUGUGGUGUUCCACUACCGUGGCCCGUCCCCCAGCUAUGCCCUGACAUUUGCAGAGGCCCAGCAGGCGUGUCGGAAAGCAGGCGCGGUCAUCGCCAGUCCGCCGCAGCUCCAUGCUGCCUUGAGGACCGGCCUCCAUGGCUGCAACCCUGGUUGGCUGAGUGACCAGUCUGUCAGGUACCCCAUCGUGUCUCCAGGGGACAAAUGUUCAAGGGGCCAGAUGGACUCGCCAGCUGUGAUGUCACAGGGCCUGCGCCCAGGGCAUGAGCGCUAUGAUGUAUACUGCUACACCCACCAGCUGAAUGGUGAGGUUUUCCAUGUUGGCUCCACUGAUGGUUUUACAUAUGCAGAGGCUGUGCUCCGCUGUAGGAAGCAGGGUGCCAGGCUGGCAUUGCCGGGGCAACUAUAUGCUGCGUGGAGGGGGGGCUAUGAUAAGUGUCGCGCCGGCUGGUUGUCGGACCGCAGUGUCAGAUACCCCCUCACCAGCCCCCGCCCCCAAUGUGGGGAGGGCAGAACUGGGGUUUACACUGCCUAUGCCUUCCACAACCAGACCGGGUACCCCAGCCCCCACAACAGAUACGACACCUACUGCUUCAGGGCAAAUCACACUGGGAUCCAGCUGAAUAUAACAGGAACUGAAGGGGAUCUGGUGGAAAUCACAUCCAUUCCCAGCCAUCUCAGGCCUGAGCCCCGCUUCAUAACCCUGCCCACCUAUGUGGUCCCUCCUACUUCUGUGCCCCCACACACCUCUGUGAAACCGCCCAGUUCUGGUUCUGACCCGACCCCUGAGGCACUCUCUGGGAGUGGUGAAACAGAGUCCAAGGAGAGGGUUGAGAGUGGUGGUGAGAUUUCUGGUCAAAGUGGUGAUGGGUCAGACAAGCCGGUGACCCUGUUAGGCAGGGGGACGGUCCAGCCUGAGGAGGACUCUGCCUCUGGAGCACAGGAAGCCAGAGAGAGCAGCAGCGGUGUCCAUACCCUUUCGGCGGGCCAGUCGGGCUUUGGUUCCUCCUCAGGGGAAAGUGAGGUCCCCUCUGGCUCUGGGGAAUCUUCCGGGCUCAGCGGAACACUGCAGAGUCCUGAGCAGGGCGGGGUCUCUGUGAUUACCCUGGUGAACAGCAGCGAGGCAGGGAACUCAGGCUCACUGGAUGGUGCAGGGCUGGAUUCCGGCAGCUCUGGAGACCUCUCAGGCUCCGGGGUCUCUGGGUCUGGCAGUGGCUCCUCCCUCCCAGACGUGGGAUUUGUGGACUCAGACUACCGAGAUCAAACAGAGAGCUCUGGGAGCUCCAGGCCAGGCCUGGAGGCAUCGGGGAACCUGCUGUUAGGAUCUGGUGACAUCAGUGGAUUCCAGUCUGGGGGUGUGCUCUCUGGAUCUGGCCUCCCAUUGGGCAGUGGUGAUGUCACCUUUCUGACAGAUGAGGGGAUGAUGGAGGUGUCGACCAAGCAGACAGAUAGCAGGGAGCCGGAGGAGGAGGAGCCUGCCAAGGUGUGGGGAGACCAGGCCCAGGUGGGAGGAGCAGUAGGGGUGAAGCACAUCUCUGUGGUCAGCCACAGCGGGGGGCAAUCACAGGGGGGUGUGGCUGCCCUCACCCUGCCCACCAUCCCUCCACACACCUCCCCUGGACUGGAACAGCCCCUGUCAGUGGAUGGCAGCCUGGGAUGGGGAGUGUUGCCAGAUGCCUCACUGUCUCCCCCUGCUGCAACUGUAGAGAUGCACGGGUGUGCGGAUGGCUGGACUGCAUUUGACGGCCACUGUUACCUGCAUGUCUCUCGGAGAGAAACCUGGGAAGCGGCCGAACAGCACUGCCAAGACCACGAGUCCCACCUGGCCAGCAUCCAUUCACCGCAAGAGCAGGAAUUUAUCACUGCCAAUGCGCAGGAUUACCAGUGGAUUGGGCUGAAUGAUAAGAGGGUGGAGAACGACUUCCACUGGACAGAUGGAUCCCCCAGGCAAUAUGAGAACUGGCGCCCAAACCAGCCGGACAGUUUCUUCAGCGAAGGAGAGGACUGUGUAGCGAUGAUCUGGCACGAGGGCGGCCAGUGGAAUGACGUGCCCUGCACCUACCAGCUGCGCUUCACCUGCAAGUCCAGCCCAGCUUGGUGUGGCCCCCCUCCUGAAGUGGAGAAUGCAAGGGUUAUUGGCGACAGGAAAGGUCGCUACAGGUUCAGUUCUGCAGUGCGAUACAAGUGUAACCCGGGAUUCACACAGCGCCACUUGCCUGUGGUGCACUGCAUUGCGGGCGGGCAAUGGGAGAGGCCACGAGUAAAGUGUGUAAGCUCUGCCCAGAUAACAAAGAAAAUCCAUUCAGAAAUGACCCUAGAGAAAUCCUCAAUAAACAUUACAGGGAUACAAAGGAAAGAUUUAAGGGAAUAACAAUAAAGAAAGAUUUGUUUCUGCAAAAGGAGACUUCACACUAAGCUGGCCCACCUUGAAUCCAAACCCAAACAGCUGCUGCUGUGUUCUCUAUCUGACUUGUGCCCUUUGUGAGUGCUGUGUUUUAGAGGGGUAAAAUAGCUGAUGGUUUUAUUCAUUUGAUGCUGUUCUGGUGCUAAGCACAGUGAAAUAUUUUUUAAAUACACUAUUUUUGUUAUUAUUGGUUGGAUUUUGCUUUGA